This is a messenger RNA of Bombina bombina (fire-bellied toad), 943 nucleotides long. It is a transcript of the gene RWDD4, whose product is annotated as RWD domain containing 4. The coding region runs from base 183 to 785 and encodes 200 amino acids. Gene Ontology annotation, molecular function: protein binding. The record is from RefSeq and is a predicted model, not a curated record. The transcript is spliced from 8 exons. NCBI's taxonomy places the organism in Eukaryota, Metazoa, Chordata, Amphibia, Anura, Bombinatoridae.
GUGCGUGCCUGCCUGCAACUCAGUGCUGUGGGUCAGAGUUGUGUGCCUCUAGAUAGGGUGGAGUGGUGCAAUAACCGGUCAGUCUGUCUAUGGGGAGUACUUUCUGCUGCAGUACUCCGCACUCUCAGGUCUUUCAUGUGCUAAUAGCGAGUUAAUGCCCUGAGCUCUGACUUACUAGCACCAUGGCAGCCAACGAGGACCAAGAGAUGGAGCUGGAAGCCUUACAGUCCAUUUAUGAAGGAGAUGAAUGUUUUAAGGAGCUUGGGCCUACAGUUUUUCAAUACAGAGUUGGUGAUAAUGGAGAUUCUAAAGCUUUUCUUAUUGAAAUAUCCUGGCCAGAAACCUAUCCAGAAACAGCUCCAACUAUAUCUAUGAAUGCAUUUUUUAAUAAUCAGAUCUCCCCAGCCAUUAAACAAAGCAUAUUAAAUAAGUUUCGUGAGCAAGCAGAAGCCAAUCUAGGCACAGCGAUGACAUACACUUUGUUUGAAUAUGCCAAAGACAACAAAGAAGAGCUAAUGGAAAACCACCAGCCUUUCAGCAAUGCAGUUACAUUAAUUGGAAAUGAUAGCACAGUAGAACCAGCGAGUGCUAUACCUCAGAAGAAAAAAGACAAAAAAGAGCAGUUGACGAAAUCUCAAAAGCGGAAACUUGCAGACAAAACAGAUCAUAAGGGCGAGCUCCCUCGUGGGUGGAACUGGGUUGACGUAAUAAAGUCAUGUGACUGUUUAUGGAUGUCCAGCAUCUCUCUAAAACAGGCUUCAAAGAUGAUGAGGAGUAGAAAAUGAAAUCUUUUAAUAUGUGACACCAGAACUACAAUUUAUCGUCUAGAAUAUUGUCUUAAUUUACUGCAGUAAUUUAUUAAAAAGGUCAAAUUUACAUUUUAUAAAAUAAAUGCCACUUUUAUAGGUUUCUAUCCUAUUUAAUAAAAAGUGCUGUUACUGUA